AUGUGCACGUCCAUUGUGCAACUUUUCACCAAACAGAAAUCUGCUUUCUUUGGAGUUGGUGUUUGGCGUGCGACUGCACCAUAUAAUGUUAGCUGGCCUGAUUACGCUCGCUCAUUCUUACGUCACCCUAUUUUCCUGCUUCCCUUGCUCAUCCCAGUGAUGUGGUUCAGAUUCCCGACCUUUGAUCUUAGGGUCUACAUCACAGCCGCUGUGGCGCUGCUUCUAUAUGCAGGACAAAAAGAAGAGUCCUUCAUCUUCCUUACGAAUCGAGUAGCUGUAUUUUUGGGAGAUAUUUCUUACGCACUCUAUCUGGUGCAGUGGCCAUUGCAUUGCAUUGCAACAUAUUAUAGCGAUAUCAUUCCUAUG
Molecule: messenger RNA, 366 nt
Organism: Strongylus vulgaris
Lineage: Eukaryota; Metazoa; Nematoda; Chromadorea; Rhabditida; Strongylidae
Source: the annotation of a GenBank genome assembly